AUGGCGACGAACGCACCUUCCAACAGUGGCGUAAAACAACUUCAAGAAACCGCUGAAACUCAUAUCCAUGACAUCACGAGCCAUGAUGCAUCCAAAGGUGCCAUAGUUCACUCGUUUGACCCGGAUACCACUCCACAACAGAAGGCAGCUGCUGCGGGGAGGCAGCGCGACCAACUGAAGAGUAUCGUUCCGCAGGAUGGAAGUGCGCAUGGCGGAAAAGGCGCGCUUCUAUCUCUGCUACGUCACCCAAACCUAACGUCUUCAUCAGAGCUAUCCAUUGUCGGAGCUCCCGUCCCUACUAUCACAGUUGAAGACAUGAGCGAAGCGACCAACGAAGAGCAGGAGAAAUCGGGCAGUGUAACUCCAUCUGCACCUAUAGUACCCGGAGAAUACCCCUCUGGUCCUGCUCCAGCGAUUCCGGAUUGGUACAAAGUCGGUUGGCGUGCUGUUGCAAACAUUGAUGCACCUCCGCCUGAAGAAGGCGAGGAGAAAGACAACCACAUACUCCAGCUUUUCUUGGCUGAGCAAUACUAUGGCCAGUGGUACCAUAAUGCUGCUCUUAUCUUCUUCGCUGUAUUUGCUUCUCAUUUCUUGACACGAUUCAACUUCGGUUGGGGGUGGCUGAUUCUUUUGCUAUCUAUUUGCAACACCUAUUAUGUGACUUCCAUGACUCGUGUCCGCCGUUGUGCUCGUGAUGACAUUCAGCGAGAACUAAUCAAGACACGCCUUGCGUCCGAGCACGAAUCUGCUGAUUGGAUGAACAACUUUUUGGACCGUUUCUGGCUCAUUUACGAGCCUGUUCUUUCUGCUACUGUCGUCGCCUCUGUUGAUCAGGUCCUGAGCACCUCUACUCCUGCCUUCCUGGACUCCUUGCGCCUUACGACCUUCACCCUUGGGACGAAGGCUCCCCACAUAGACAAAGUUAGGACAUUUCCAAGGACUGCUGACGAUGUCGUCAUGAUGGAUUGGGGAAUUUCCUUCACUCCCAAUGAUACAUCUGACUUGACCCCCCGUCAAGCAGCUCAAAAAGUCAACCCCAAAGUUGUUCUAUCCGUUCGCCUGGGCAAAGGUCUUGCUACAGCCUCCAUUCCCGUCCUUCUCGAGGACAUCACCUUCAGCGGUAUGAUGAGGAUUAAGUUGAAGUUAAUGGCGAACUUCCCUCACGUGCAGAUCGUGGAUAUCAGCUUCCUUGAAAAACCGGUUAUUGACUACGUGCUUAAACCGGUGGGUGGCGAGUCGCUUGGAUUUGAUAUAGCCCACAUUCCUGGUCUACAGACUUUCAUCCGGGAUAUGGUUCAUGACACGCUCAGUCCCAUGAUGUACGACCCGAAUGUGUUCACUGUCAAUCUCGAACAACUUCUUUCUGGUAUACCCCUUGAUACGGCUAUUGGCGUUAUUCAAGUCACUGUCGAGGCUGCUCGCGGGCUUAAGGCCAGCAAGAUUGGCGGGGGCUCUCCUGAUCCCUAUGUCAGUAUCAGCAUCAAUAACCGCGAGGAACUCGCGAAAACCAAGUAUAAGUCGAGCACAUACAACCCAACGUGGAUGGAGACAAAGUUCAUUAUAGUCAACUCCCUUCAAGAGUCGUUGGUGCUUAGUCUCCUUGACUACAACGAGCACCUUAAGGACACUCAUCUUGGUGCCGCCACCUUCGAGCUGCAGAAGCUACUGGAGGAUGCAACUCAGGAAGGUUUAGAGCUACCCGUUUUAAAAGAUGGAAAGGAUAAAGGAAUGAUUCGUCUCAACGUCAACUACUUCCAGGUUUUGAAACCUGAAUCUGUCAAUGGAAAAGAAAAUCUGCCUCAAACAAAUGUUGGAAUUGUUCGCUUGACUAUACAUCAAGCUAAGGAACUUGAUGCUACAAAAUCACUUUCCGGCGACUUGAACCCCUUGGUCAAGGUCUUCCUUGGGAACAGUACUUCUUACACGCACAAAUCACAGAUCAUCAAGCAUACGAACAAUCCCGUUUGGGAGUCGCCGACAGAGUUCAUUUGCGCAGACAAGUCGUCUUCAGUCAUCACUAUCAAGGUGGUUGACGAGCGAGACUUCCUCAAAGAUCCUGUGGUCGGUUAUAUGUCCGUCCGGCUGGUCGAUCUUCUCCAGACGGACCCCGCUCUUCACAGGGAAUGGUGGCCUCUGAGCGGCUGCAAUAGCGGCAAGAUCAGGCUCAGUUGCGAGUGGAAGUCGCUGCAUAUGGCUGGCGCCUUAAGUAGUGCAGAUCAGUAUGUGCCUCCCAUAGGUGUUGUCAGAAUUUGGUUGCGGAAGGCGACGGAUGUCAAGAACGUGGAAGCGACUUUCGGCGGCAAAAGUGAUCCGUACGUACGAGUAUUGGUGAAUAACGUCACUCUUGGGAGGACUGAAGUUAUCAACAACAAUCUGAACCCUGAGUGGGAUCAAAUAAUAUAUAUCCCGGGCAAGAUUAGCCACAACUCCUCGAAAUAUAAUAGGCUAACUUCUGAUCAGUCGAUGUUCAUGGAAGUCAUGGAUUACCAGCAUCUGACAAAGGAUCGUUCCCUUGGAUCGGUGGAAUUGCUUGUUAGUGAUAUCGCACGCGAGUCACCUGCUGAUCCACAACAGCGUUACGAAUCAACCGGUGCCAAGGAGGUUGCUGAACCAAUCCGGACCGACAACAACUCAUACAAAGGGCAGCUACACUACAGAGCUGAAUUUGUAUCAGCUUUGAACGUGAAGCAUGUGCAUUUUGAUGCAGGCGAGAACGAGAUCCAGAAAGCCGCUCAUAAAGUCCAGCGCAAUGAUUCUAAUGGUAUUAGCACCCAUAGUUCUUCCAGUGAUGAAGAGGAGCGACAUGUGACCGUUGAUCAUCCAAUGACCGAGGCAGAGACGCAUAGCCCACCUCAUCAAACAGAUUCUAGUGAAUCAGUUCGAGCCAACGGGGAUGGGGCUACAAACACGGACGAAGAAGCUUCAUCACCGACGGAAAAUGAUUCUGCGAACGAAGGCAUCGAGCUCAGCAAGGAAGAGCUGUUCAAGCAUCAGUCGGGUAUAAUUAUAUUUAACGUGAUAGGCGGACAUUUGCAGAAGAAAGCUCGUCUUGAUGUGCUCUUGGAUGACGCGUAUUGGCCUGCUUUCAGCACCUUGAAAUCGCGAGGUACAAAUGCUCAAUGGGCGCAUGUUGGUGAAGGAUUCCUUAAAGAGCUCGACUUUGGUCGCGUCUGGUUGCGCUUGAAUGAGAGUGGGGACUUCGACAAGGAUGACAUUGUAGCAGAAUGGAAGGGCGAUGCUAAGGCUUUCUUAGAUGCCACCCUGGAUCGUCGGUCGUCCUUCUCACUCACACAUGCAGACGGCAAUUCGUCUACCGUUGAGAUUGAAACGCGCUAUGUACCCGUCCCAGUGAAGCUUUUGGCUAGAGAGAGUAUCAACAACCAAGGCAUACUCCGAGUUUACCUUUUGGCUGGAAAGGACCUUCGUUCUGCUGACAGAUCAGGCACAUCUGAUCCAUUCGCCGUCUUCACUCUUCAUGGCACGAAGGUGUUCACAUCUCAAACCAAAAAGAAAACUCUGAACCCUGAUUGGUCAGAAAUGUUCGAAGUUAAUGUGCCAUCUCGAGAAGCGGCAGACUUGUCCGUCGAAGUUUUCGAUUGGAACCAACUCGAACAAUCCAAGAGCCUUGGAUAUGGUACCAUCAAUCUGCGUGAUAUGGAACCCUUCGAGGCCACAGAACAGAUGAUUGAGCUUUCCUCGGAAAAGCAUGGUGCAAAAGGACACGUCGCAAUUCGAUUGAUCUUCCAACCGGAGAUUAUUGCCAAGAGCCGGAAGGCGACCUCGACCUUCUCUUCCGCGGGCCGCGCCAUGACCCAUAUCGGAUCAUUACCCUUCGGUGCUGGCAAGGGCGUCGUUCGUGGCAUUGGUAAUGUCUUCAAGAGAGACUUCGGAGGCAGUCAUGAAAAGUUAGAUGCUCCCCACGCCGUGCUUGAAGCCGCUGCUGGUCAGGCAUCGCGACCGAUAGGAGAGCAUACUGCAGACGAAGAUACUAAUGCCGCUACCUCCUCCGCUUUCCCCUUCUUGAGUCGCACUCCUUCACUUUCGGGUCUACCUUCAGAGCCUGGAACACUCAGAGUGACAAUGGUGAGCGCAAAAGACGUGUCUAUGACGGACACCAAACCGUACGCAAUCAUACGUGUUGGCGACAAGGAAUUCAAGACGAAGCACGGUAGUAAGACAUCAUCACCAGAAUGGAACGAGUCUUUCAAUUUUGUUGCUAGCGCGCACAUGCCCAAAUUGCAUCUCUCGAUUCAUGACCAUAAGACGCUCGGAAAAGAUAAGCUGUUAGCUCAGGGUGAGGUUGACAUCUGGCGGCAUAUACAAGUUGGCCGGUCGACAGCUGCUGAGGUUACUGUCGAGCUUCAGGGCGGCGGGCUUGCCCGCCUCCGUCUCGAAUUUGAUGCAGAGAAUAAUUCACUAGCACGGGGCACGUCAGUCGUGUCGCUUGAACCAUCGCAGCCACAGACUUCGCCAUCGAGAUUCAGCAUCAGGGGUCGCAGACCAGGGUUCAACGAGGACAAUUGA
Messenger RNA from Suillus subaureus, 4524 nucleotides. Its product is annotated as C2 domain-containing protein. Lineage: Eukaryota; Fungi; Basidiomycota; Agaricomycetes; Boletales; Suillaceae. The record is from RefSeq and is a predicted model, not a curated record. The transcript has 17 exons. Bases 1 to 4524 code for a protein of 1507 amino acids. Gene Ontology annotation, molecular function: lipid binding.